UCUCGCUCUUUAUCGUCCCGACUGAGUAAUAUGAAUCGCUGUUGCUCCAUGCCUGCAACAUCUUGAUAUACUUCUGUUCGGUUUCGUUUUUCCUUUUCUGUCAUAGACUUUCCUUUCUUUUUUUUCCUUGCAGAAAAAUAAAAAAUCAUUCCAAAUGCUCAUUCUAGUUCUGUUCUCACACCUCCUUUUAUUCUCCGAGGCCUCGGCGGCGGGUCCGCUGAGGAGAGGAGAGAGAUUAAGAUGGCGAAAUGUUGCAGGGGCAUCGAACGUGUACAGAUUCGCAAACACUUCCAGUGUAGCUACUACGUCGGUAACGUCUUUGGGAGACGAAGCCUCUUCACUGCCAGCGCUUGGCGAAACAUCAACGCAAUCCUCAUCUCAACCUUUAAGUUCAUCCAUAACAUCAGACGCUCAGUCAGGGUCGUUAUCGACCGCGGUUGCUUCGAGUACAAGCGCGCCAUCGACCUCGACUGGAUUAACGUCUUCGACUUCAAUCUCUCGAUCGUUCACCCUCAUCGAGAGUAGUACUAUUCCCGCUAUCAGCAUAUUUCCAUCUUCUACAGUACUCAUUGGACCUUCCCCCUCUAAUGGAACCGACUCGAACGCGAGUGCUACAUCAUCCAACGUGGAACAGGCACCAUCAGUAAGCUCGACCGGGCUAUCUAUCUCGACUUCUUCGUCGAUUCCACUGGUGUCAGCGUCUUCAGCUGUCUCUGGCUCCGUUUCUAGCUAUGAAUCCCAGCCCACCACGACGCAGAGCGAGACAAGCCAGUCAAAAUUGGCCAGCGUCACUUUUGCAUCAUCAAUCUCAACUUCUGCUGCCAAUCCUUCUACGUCAACUGACAAUGGGGGUGUUGGUGCUUCAAGUAGCUCUUUGGCUCCAAGUAUCACAUCUGCACCAUCGAGCUCGGAUGCGUUCGUACCAAUAACAAAAUCAUCAUAUACGUCCCACUCCGUGUCAGCAACUGGCUCAAUGAAUGAUAAUAUCCCUACUAUUAUCAGUUCUAUUCCAGCUUCGAGUACGACGGUAUCUCCUCAAGUGCUUGCUAGCAACUUGGCCGACGCAAAGCGUUAUAACGAAGUCUUCGCUGGAUUAACUGAGCAGUCUGCGUGCACAGCGGGUCAAGUUGCCUGCGUCAACGGAAACAUCGGCCAAUGUUCUAGUGACGGCACAUUCGACAUAAUCCCCUGCGCUAGCAACCUAACUUGCUAUGCCUUGCCGAUGACAACGGUUGUCGGUGUACAAAUUGGUUGCUGGGAUGACGCCACCGUUAAGAAGGCUCUGGGUGAUGAUGUACCUUCCGUAUCCAGUUCGAGUUCGACCGCAUCCGGUGGGCUGAUCACAGUGACGAUCACGCCGACCUUUACCGAGACGGCUCAAACCACAGUGACGAUGGGUUCAUCCACAGAAAGCUCGUCAUCUGCAGAAAUAUCUUCGACGACUGAUCCUUCGGUGCCCAGUCCUACUGAAGCUCCCCCGAAAACGGUGACCGUUACUUUCAUCCCUAGCACCUUUAGCACUGUGACCAAAUCGAGUUCGAGUUCAACUCCACAAAUAAUCACACAAACCGUCACCGUGACUCCCUCGCCCUCGGCAACCUCGUCUUCGACUAUUGAAUUGCCUUCACCGCCGUUAAUUACAAGCACUUCUACUCUCCAAUCCAUUCCCACCGACUCAGGUCUCCAUGUCAUCCCGAUCGAGACCGACGCUAUUGGUCUCCCUGACAUCCCAGGCUUACCUGGCGGUAAUGAUGAUGGUUCGCCAUUUGCCACAAACACUAAGCAUUUCGGCCUUACUACAGCAACAAAUAGCCAAGCUCCAGCCACAAUCACUGUGACUGAGAAGGAGACGGAAACAGUAACGACGACUACGACAGAUAUGGCCACGACAACUGCCACGGUAACGGCCUAGGUACAUGUCGGGGAAUUCAUAUGGAUAAAGAGAGGUUUCGGCGUAUUUUGAGAAAAUAUUUAGCACGGAGUUUGGGGAAUAUUGAUUUUCGCAUACAUGUCUUGGGAGGUCGGUAGUGCAGGAAAAGGAAAUACCCUUCUUACUAAUAUUUACUUCACUUUACUACUUUUAAUAUACUUAUACCUAAAGUCAUCUGCUAAUUUUCCGUCGUAGGUGAUGUGCUAGUUGAAUUAACGCUACGAGCUAUAAAUAGGGGUAUUCAUCAACUUACUUUCCGCGAUUUUUGAAGCCUUGAUAAAUACUUGGCGCUGU
Messenger RNA from Annulohypoxylon truncatum, 2224 nucleotides. RefSeq lists its product as uncharacterized. NCBI's taxonomy places the organism in Eukaryota, Fungi, Ascomycota, Sordariomycetes, Xylariales, Hypoxylaceae. The record is from RefSeq and is a predicted model, not a curated record. Bases 155 to 1912 code for a protein of 585 amino acids. The transcript has 2 exons.